Molecule: messenger RNA, 2241 nt
Organism: Apis laboriosa (Himalayan honeybee)
Lineage: Eukaryota; Metazoa; Arthropoda; Insecta; Hymenoptera; Apidae
Product: F-box only protein 39-like
Exons: 7
Coding region: 714-2006 (430 amino acids)
Biological process (GO): positive regulation of protein ubiquitination; SCF-dependent proteasomal ubiquitin-dependent protein catabolic process
Cellular component (GO): SCF ubiquitin ligase complex
Molecular function (GO): protein binding
Source: RefSeq, a predicted model, not a curated record
AAGAAAUUAAUUAUCCUUGUUCUAAUUCCCAUAGUUUAAUUUCAUAGUUGUUUAAAAAUAAGCAAAGAAUAGUAAUAUCAUUAUAAUGAGGCUCACGUUUAUUUAUCAAUUUCAUCUAUAGAACAUAUAAAGUGCAAUUGGAACAGGCCAUAUCUUUUAUUAUACUCGACAUCCAGAAGUUCUUAAAUACAAUCGCAUAAAUUAUUAUUAUUAUUAUUAUUAUUAUUAUUAUUAUUAUAUUAUUAAAAUUAUUACUACAUUUAUUGGUACAAAAUUUUAAUUAUUCGAUUAAAUAAACUCUUGUCUUCUUCUCUGAACAUGAACUACUAUUACUUUUAUUUAAACAAAAAAUUACAAAUAGUGAGAAAAUUCAAUAAAUUGCUGUUAUAUGAAUUGUUCACAAUUUUCUUCUUCUUCUUUUUUUUUUUUUUUCUUCUCUUUUCUUUCUAUCUUUACAAUGUCUAACUAUCUUCAAUUCAAGUUCUAAUAUAUCAAAAAUUUUGCUCGAUUGAUCGUACAAUUUUCAAUGACGAUCGACUUCGAUUCAACGCGAGUUCAAGUCUAUUAAUAUCUCUUGAAUUCCACUCAAUUGACAGUGCGAUUUUCAAAGACGAUCGAGUCGAUAUCGCGGAGCAUGACAAGAGAACCUGACGAGGUUGCAACAGCUGCCUCAGCUACGUAGAGAUGAAGACGGGCCAAGCUGAAACUGGGAGAUGUGGGAUCAGCUGCCGGAGCUGAUACUGACGCAGAUAUUCAGUCACCUCGGUCAUGGAGACCGUGCCAAUGUUGCACAAGUCUGUCAGCGAUGGAACCGUGCACUUUCGUCGCCAAUUCUUUGGCGUUCCGUCACAGUCUUCAUCGAUCGUGAUCUGCGUGGUGACUUCCCUUUGGCGGGAGAAUUAGCCGCAAAAUAUGGACAGCAUAUACGAAGCCUGGAACUCGCUUGGUCACGACCGUAUCUCUUGCCAAGAGAAGCUCGCAUAACUCGUAAUAUUCAAGCCGAGGCAGGCGCUGAUUUCCUCACGAUCGUACGAGCCAAGAAUGUUCAGUUAAGGAAGCUGAUACUCACCGAUUGGAUAUUCAUUUGUAAAUGGGGGAACAGGGGCAAACUGUUAUAUGCCCUUGCUAACUUUUUAGGUUGUCAGCAUAAUUUGGAAACGCUUAGCCUGCUGAAUGCAACUCUUGGAGUGAGCGACGUGUUGCGACUUCUUGCCAGUGCUUCGAAAAGUUCCACCGAGCAUUUGGCAUAUCUAGAUCUUCGGGGUGCGUUUCGAGAAUGGCAGGCGCCUCACAGCAAUCCAAGAUACUUGCGUCUGCUUGGCCGAUUUCGCGCGUUGACAAUACUAAGGCUCGAUUAUCCAGCCUUGUCCGACCAGACUUUAAUUGCUUUAACGAAUGCAGCGCCAAGAGUGUUGAAAACGCUGCACAUAUCGGUGAGAGAUUCUGAUUCCAGACAUCACACGAUCACCGACACAGCCUGGCACAAUUUGGUACUCGUCUGUCCGGAGCUCACAGUGUCCUACACUAUAGUUAACAUAUCCCAUUACGAAGAUAUGUGCUACUUCCUACUGCCCAGCGUGCCAUUGGCUAGGUUUCAAAUGUUCAGCGGUCAUGUGUGGGAUCAGAGUAGAUCUCGCAAUUUCAGAAGCACUGUUGGAUUACUUAUUACCCAUUACACCAACACGCUAGCGGAAGUAAUGUUACAACUCAGAAACAAUCGUGAGAUGCUCGAUGAUUUGCUCGUAUCGAUGCUGGUACGUUGCAAACACCUAACAAGAUUACAAUAUGACGGUAUAAUAAGAAGUCUUGAUACUUUGCGGGACAUCUGCCAGCUUCAAGCUGAAAACAAGACUCAUUUUCGUACGAUCCAUGUGAAACCACGUAACGUUAACGCCCGGAAUCGCGCCAUUUUGAACGACAUCAACUACCAUUACGACCACAAGAUGAUGGAACAAGGAGUAGAUUUCCGUAUCGAAGAUCCGGCCUCGGUUUUGGUGUUCUACUGAAAUGUUAAUUUCUCAGCUGUCCACCGGUAUCUGUCCCACUCGAGUCUCUGGUUAUUAAGGCCAAAAAAUAAAACAUUGUCCGCCCUUCAUUUUGAUGCGAUUCAUUCUUUUUAUCCUUUUUUAAUUGUAUUACGUUUAUUUUUGAUAAUUCGAGUUUAUUUAUGAUUAUUUGUUAAAUAUUUUUUUUUUUUUUUACAGAACACUCGGUAUUUCUUUUUCAUAUUAGAUUUAUCUA